AUGACGGGGGAUGACGCUGAGGAUCCGGGGAAGGAGAUAAGUCUGAGGUUGAGUCACGGCGAUGUGGAAGCGCAGCCAGUGGCGGUUCCCAUCAGGUACCCCCAAAGAGAACGUUAUGUACCUGCUGACACAACGGCAGCAGAAGCCUGCAGAAUGUGGUCGAAUAGCCAAGGGGCGCGUGGAACUAAGUCUAAGCCCGCCACCCCAAGCCGACGCACGCUCUCCGGAGCAACCAGACACCACAGAUAUGACACAAUUGACACGCCCAUGGAUUGGGGCAUCCGGUUUCUGGAACGUGCAUUUAGGGCUUUGGCAAUAACAAGACUACGAAAAGUUACUCAGACACCUAUGGCCCCAGAAGGUGGUGUGGGCGUGGUUACAUUCCGAUUAUGCAGUGGUGGCAGCAGCAGCAGCAGCAUAAUGUUACUAUGA
This is a messenger RNA of Paracoccidioides brasiliensis Pb18, 432 nucleotides long. RefSeq lists its product as uncharacterized. The record is from RefSeq and is a predicted model, not a curated record. The transcript has 2 exons. The coding region runs from base 1 to 432 and encodes 143 amino acids.